UCCUUUCCAUUACCUACUGGUGUCUUGUAGGGCUGAGGGUGAGGACCCUCUGUGCUCUGGGAGGCAGAGGCAAGGCAGGCUGUUGCUGAACUGGUCCCAUACCUGGGGUCUAAGGAGGCCAGCCCCCAAGGAUCCCACCCUGCCAAGGUGGCCAUGAGGCCCUUUUGGGGGAAUGGGGUUGUCUUCUGCAUUGGGCUACUUCUCUGGGCAUCACGACUGGCACCAGAAGCUGAGCCCUCUUACUGUACCGUCCUUCCCUGGAGAGGAAGCCGCAUCAGCUCAAAGGAGCUUGUGCUCCCCACUGCCUCGUCCUCUUAUCUACAGAGCAGUGAAAACCCAGUAUAGCCUUGGCUUUUGGCCACUCCAGCUCUCAAGGGCAGAAGGAGAAAAUGCCACUUUUGUCUGCAACGUCUCUCACAGAUUACAAGUUCCCAUCUUAAACUGGUACAGAGAAAAGAACGGCAGUCAGCCAGAGAAGUUAGCUGCCUACCCCAAAGACACGCCCAGCUCCCACCUGCAGGCCAGGUAUCACAUAGCCAUGCGGGAGGAUAAGCAGACCUACGAGAUGACUAUUUUGGGACUCCAAAUGAACGACAGUGGGAGAUACUUCUGUGGAAUUAUCAAUUUUGAAAUGCCACCAGUGGAAGAAAGUAACCGGUCAGAGCUCACUGUGACAGAAAGAAUCGUGGUCUCAACAACGACUCCUCCCUUCACCACCCCAGUGCGUCCAGAAAAAUUUCCAUGGAUCAUUGUGGUGGUCUCUGUUGUCGUGGGGGCUGUGCUGCUGCUGCUGCUCUGCUGGAUUCUGUUUGUGGUAGAAUUCCGAGGUCGAGGAGGGGCGGGUAAGUCUGAGAGCAACAAGGACUCUCUGGCCUUGAAGAAGGCUGAGCCGUCUGUCGCAUCAGUGUCCACCGUGGUCUAUGGCCAGCUAGAUUUCCAGAGGACUGAGGUCCCCAAACAAGGAGGGGCCGGCUCGGGUGAACAGACGGAAUAUGCCACUAUCAUCUUCCCAGCAGAGAAAUCUGCCUUCUACGGCAGCUCUCCCCAUAGGAAGUGAGCUGCUGCAGCCUCCGGAGGACCCUGGCAGACUUGCAGAGCCCCUGGAUAGGAAGUCUCUAGGAUUCCUGGAGGACUUUCCUCCAAGCUCAGGCUGGUGGAAGGUCCCUGAGGAGUGGGAACCCAAUUCAUUUCCUCCUCCCUAUCUGCUGCUCCACCUGGGAAGGGCCAGUCCUGACAGAGAGGCAGCGGGUCCUCAGCCCUGUCCAGGGGUCCCAGGAGAAUAUAGAGGCUUGUGGGACUGUUUGCUUUGCUGCCCACCUGGCGUUUGCCCUGGGGGGCUGGGAGUGAGAAUGGGAAGGUAGGGCUGCUGAGCCAAGAGGACAUGUGUCCCCUUGGACAGAAAGAUCCCAAUGCUGGUGCUCCUAGUAAGCUAAGAAAGUACUCAUGGAAAUCUGUCCUUACCUAGGAGCUAGGCAAGGUGGGUGUCAUUCCUCUCAUUCCACGGAUGAGAAAAUGGAGGCUCAGAAAGGCCCCCAGGAGGCCCAGCUAGUUGCUAGCAGAGCUGGGUUGGGAUCCCAAGCCGUCCCAUGCUGUUCCCUGUCCCCCUUUACCUCCCUUACCACACUGUCCCUUCUGGGGGAAUGGAUCCUGGUUUGGGGUGGGGGGAGAUUCCUGGUCAUUCAUAGAAUGUACAGCUGGAAGGGGCCUUUGAGAUCCAGCCCCUCAUUUCAUAAAAGAGAAAACAGGCCAAGAGAGGGGAAGGGACUCACCCAAGAACACUGUAUGGAUGGAGGGCAUCUAUGCUGCCUACGCAGACCCGCGUCUUCUCUGAAACUUAGUCUUAGGAGCUGCCAAUAAGAAGUUAAAUCAUUUGUCCCAGGCCACACAGUGGGUAUCAGAGGCAGCACUCGAACCCAGGCCACAUCCAGGGCUCUUCCUAUGCUUGGAUAGGAAGGCUCAUUCAGGAGGAUAACAGAUGAAUGGGGCCAGAUCUAAUCCUCAGGGUUAGGGAAGGAUGACAGAGUUUCUACUGGGAGAGUGGAGGGGCUGGGGGCAGAGCAAGGAAGGAGAGGGAGGGAGCACGUCCUGGGGUACACUCAGCGCUACAGAGAUGCAAGGAGGUGUUGGCAAACCAGACACCCUUCCCCCCAAAUCGGCCUGAUGUGGGCAUUUUUCAUGAGAGUUAAUGCAGACUCUGUGGGCACAGACUGCUAACUGUGAAAGUGAAAACCUUAGAGGUCCUGAAGGGGGUGGGGCCUGAGCAGGGCCUAGUCCUCACCUGCCUGGGGCUGCUCUAGCCCACAGUUUGAGGGCAGGAGAAGAGGGGAUGGAGCCUCCUCCUCACCCACACCCCGACCCAGAUCCUAUCCCACUCCACCAGCUCAGCCCUUUUGAUCUGCCUUGCUCCCAGCCCCCAGGACACUGAUUUGGCUCCGCCAGUCUAGAGCCCUGCCAGGGUAUGCCAAAGCCAUUUGGGGUUUGAUUAGCUCCUUAGUGCCAAGGACCCACACACCAGUCUCCAGGGUGGCUCCUGGGUUGUGCCUGGUGGCUUCUGGGGUAGUCUCAGCCCGGUUAACAGCAAUGGAACUGAGGCUGAUCUGACCUUUUCCUUUAAAGAGGAUUUCUCAUCUCUUCAACCAGCAUGGACAUCCCAAAUCUGGGAGCCAUUUCUCCUUGAAUCUGUGUAAACUGUGAUUUGGCUUCUUAAAGUUAUUAUUAUUAUUAUUAUUAUUUAUUUUAACAUGAGGUACAGGUGAGCCCUACACCCCUGGGCUCUUGCCAGGCACUACCUAUGCCUCUGACGGUGCUGUGGGCAAUCUGCUGGCAUUGCUAAAUCUUGUAUUUAAAAUGGUGACGAGCCAUAAUUCUUUAGUUAUUUUGCAUAUUUGCACUUGAUCUUGGCCGAUGAAGACUAUGAGGAGUGGCUGAGAUGAAUCUAGCCUGUAGCUGCUCCCAUGGACUUCUGGGGUGGCAAGAGAGGGAAGUGGGUGGAGAAUAGAAACCACGCUAUGUGUUGACAUCCCCUAAUUUUUUCAGUAGGCCCAUUUGGGCUUUGGUGCCUCAUUUCUAUGAGUUUGUUUUCUACUGUAAA
This is a messenger RNA of Phascolarctos cinereus (koala), 3091 nucleotides long. RefSeq names its product programmed cell death 1 (gene PDCD1). The record is from RefSeq and is a predicted model, not a curated record. Gene Ontology annotation, biological process: negative regulation of immune response; positive regulation of T cell apoptotic process. Gene Ontology annotation, cellular component: external side of plasma membrane; membrane. NCBI's taxonomy places the organism in Eukaryota, Metazoa, Chordata, Mammalia, Diprotodontia, Phascolarctidae.